Adineta ricciae is the source of this 966-nucleotide messenger RNA. The record is from the annotation of a GenBank genome assembly. NCBI's taxonomy places the organism in Eukaryota, Metazoa, Rotifera, Eurotatoria, Adinetida, Adinetidae.
AUGAAUGUAACUGAUAAUGAUCUUGAGAACAUAGAAAUUGGAAAAGGUCGAAUGACAUUUGUCAAUGAAAAUCGACAACAAGAAUUACUCUAUUGUCUUCGUCGUCAUUUACUUCAUUCAAAACGAACGAAUGGAGGUUCUACACUUAAUGCUAUUCUUGCAAUUGCUCAAUUCGGUGGUCAAACAUUCUAUUCAUGUCAAGUUGGAAAUGAUGAUAAUGGUCGAUUUUAUUUAGAAAAUCUUCAAACAGCAGGUAUUGACUAUCAUCAUAACGAAAAUCAUGAAGAUGAAGGUACAACAGGAACGUGUUUAAUUUUAACAACACCUGAUAAUAAACAUACUCAUUGCAUAUUUGUUGGUGUUAAUGAAAUCCAAUCUGAAUAUGAUAUUUUAUCAGAUGUUGUUGUUGCAUCAGAUUAUGUUUAUUUCGAAGCUUAUAUGGUUGCAUCUAUAUCGACUUUUACGAGUGUUAUUCGUGUAUGUGAAAUAGCUCGUGUUAAUAAUGUUAAAAUAGCUAUGAAUUUCUCUGAUUCAGACAUCAUUAUGAAUUAUCAUGAUCGUCUAUGUGAAAUAUUAAAGAAACCGAUUGAUUUAUUAUUUUGUAAUCGAACUGAAGCAAUUAGUUGGUGUCAAACCGAUGAGAUUGAUAUUGUUAUUGAUAAAUUGAAAUUAAUUGCUCGUACAUUUGUUAUUACUCGUGGUGUCAAAGGUGCAUUAGUUUAUGAUGGUACUCAAUUGCAUGAUAUUGCAUCUCAACAAAUAGAUACAAACGAUACAAGAGGAGCAGGCGAUAUGUUUGCAGGUGCAUUUCUAUUUGGUAUUACACAUGAACAAGAUUAUCUUUCAGCAGGACAUUUAGCAAAUCUUGCGGCUGCAACAGUUAUUUCGAAUAAUGGAUCACGUUUAUCUAUUGACAAACAAAAACAGAUAUUAGUACUAGAUAAUCAUCUUCAAAAAAAAACAUGA